UUUGGGCGACUAUCAACACUACAUGUGAUCAAUUUACCAGCACUGCGAUAGACCGAAUUAAGUUGUAAAUAAAUAUAAAAAUCAAGCAAUGCGGGCGGUUAUACAAAGGGUUAAGGCGGCCAAAGUGACGGUGCUGGAUGAGCUGGUGUCCUCCAUUGGACCAGGUCUGUGCGUGCUGGUGGGGAUCAAGGCCACCGAUACCGCCAGGGAUGUUGAGUAUCUUGUCCGGAAAAUCUUGGCGCUCCGUUUGUUCGAGGAGGAGGGCAAGCGUUGGCAGAAGUCCGUCAAGGAUCUGAACCUAGAACUGCUGUGCGUCUCGCAGUUUACAUUGUAUCACCGUCUUAAGGGCAACAAACCUGACUUCUCGGCUGCCAUGAAGGGCGACGAGGCGCAGAAGCUGUACAAUCACUUCUUGGAUCAACUGGGUCAAUCCUACAAUAGCAGCAAGAUUAAAGAUGGCAAGUUCGGAGCAUACAUGCAGGUGUAUAUAGAAAACGACGGACCCGUUACCAUUAAUUUGGAGUCUCCCGAGCAAAAGGAUACUGACAGGGAAGUGGACAAGUGAUUCGCAAAUAUAGAACGGCUAUAGACAACA
Molecule: messenger RNA, 595 nt
Organism: Drosophila erecta
Lineage: Eukaryota; Metazoa; Arthropoda; Insecta; Diptera; Drosophilidae
Gene: Dtd
Product: D-aminoacyl-tRNA deacylase
Exons: 4
Coding region: 89-565 (158 amino acids)
Biological process (GO): tRNA metabolic process
Cellular component (GO): cytoplasm
Molecular function (GO): D-tyrosyl-tRNA(Tyr) deacylase activity
Source: RefSeq, a predicted model, not a curated record